UUUGCUGAUCGAUUUUGCUCUUUUGCUCUUUCUGCGUGGUCUGGGACGCAUGCAUGCAAUAUUAAGAUCGGAAUCAACGGUUUCGGAAGGAUCGGGAGGCUCGUCACCAGGGUUGCCCUCCAGAGCGAUGAUGUCGAGCUCGUCGCCGUCAACGAUCCCUUCAUCACCACUGAGUACAUGACUACCCAUGGCGUGGAUGGUGACGACAUCAGGAGGACGCAAGUUCUGGUCGGAAACAUGGCCUUAUCCUGCUCGAGGAGGAGGGACGCACCUAGGCACCGGCCCUGUCAUGCUCCUCUGCUUCCAAGGCAACCAAGUUGCCCUGCCCGAGUUCGACGAGUCCAGCUCGGCCAUGACCAUGAACCGCUCCCAGAGGGGCUGGUUCUGCUGCUGGAUGUCGGCCUGUCGAUGCACCGGCUGGCUUUUCAUAGGAGCGACAAGGUUGGCGUUGUCCUGUUUGGAACUAAAGGACUGUUCCUGGAUUUGUGGCACGCCGAGCCUGCUGGCGGAUGCUUCUUCAGGGGCAAAGAAGAAAUGUUCAAGAAGAAGGUGCCCGAAGCUGAUGCCGCGGAGACCAUUGCUAAUGGCAUGCUUGUAAUAUAUUCUCAUGUUGGUCGUCAUCUGUGA
Triticum dicoccoides is the source of this 627-nucleotide messenger RNA. RefSeq lists its product as uncharacterized. The annotation marks the transcript as partial. Gene Ontology annotation, biological process: glycolytic process. Gene Ontology annotation, molecular function: glyceraldehyde-3-phosphate dehydrogenase (NAD+) (phosphorylating) activity; NAD binding. NCBI's taxonomy places the organism in Eukaryota, Viridiplantae, Streptophyta, Magnoliopsida, Poales, Poaceae. The record is from RefSeq and is a predicted model, not a curated record. The transcript is spliced from 7 exons. Gene Ontology annotation, cellular component: cytosol.